AUGUCGGCCCCGGCGACGACCAAAGGACCCUCCUCUUCCUCCUUAGGGGAAAAGCGGUUGUUGAAGAUCAAAGUCCGCUCGCAAGACCCGGUCGGGGAGUACGAGUUUUCCUUGUGCGCGACGACGAAAAUCCUCGCUCUGAAGAAACUGGUGGAAACGAAAUCUGGAGUGAAACCCGCGGAACAGCGGAUUUUGUGUCGAGGUCGCUUGGUCGCGGACGAGACGAGCUUAUCCUCGGCGCCGGUGGAAAAUAACGACGUGUUGUUGAUGGUGAGGAAAGCGCCCGAGUCCGCGACGGCGAGGACGCCGGAAGGGUUGAGGAAUGAUCCGCACGCGCCGCAUAAUCGGGAGAAUGGGAUGAGAGGGAGGGGUUCCGGUCUUCGGUCCAUCGAGGAAGUUAUGGGCCGCGCCGUCGGCGGCGGCGGCGGCGAGGCUGUGUUUCAAAGGUUGAACAUUCCAGGUUUACCGCCGGGCGUGGAGGUUGUCGGCGGGAUGACCAACAUGAUGAUGCCACCGAACGCGAGGAUGUUAGGAAGCAUGGCGUUUAGCGGGACCAAUCCGGAAGCUUUCGAUCCGCAAAGAAUUGGAAGCAUGAUUCUAUCGCAGAUAGUAGGAGCAGACCGCGCGGGUGGCGGGUUGGUUCAACCGCGCGCCGAUGCGACAGGUCAGCGGGCGGAGGAGCGCCGAGGAAGGGGACAAAACACCAACACUGGAACAAAUCCUUCAUCGAAUAACCGAACUUCGUCGUCGUCGAGAGAGCGGCGACCAACUCACGGGUUACAACCGCCUAGAUUCCCAACCGACGAGGACGGUUUUGGCGCCAACGGAUCCGUUCAUACGCAAGUCUUUGAUACUCCGGACGGCCCGGUUGCGGUGGAAAUUGAGAUGGGCGCGAUGAUGCCAGAUGGUUUCCCGAUGAUGUUCUCGUCGCCGCCGAGACGAAGGAGAGAAGAUGCAGAAAGAGGAACAGGAAACGGCGCGCCACCGCCAGCGGCGAGAGAACAAAAUACUACCACCACCACCAACAUCAACAUCAACAACAACAACAACAACAACAACAACAGUAAUAGAAGAAAUUCCCGCACGAAUCCCGCGCAAACGCUUGCAACCUACGCCAUGCGGCUAGAUCGACAUUUAGCGGCCUCACAGCAGCAGCAGCAAGAGCAACAGAACCCACAAGAAGACGAACAUCUCGAAAGCGUCGUGCAUCACGGCGUCUGCUGUGAUGCAUGCGACGUGAUGCCAAUUCGCGGCGCGAGAUACAAGUGCACAAACAGAGAUGACUACGAUUUGUGUUCGGAGUGCCAUUCUCGAUUGUACGGAGGAGUAGACAGAAGUGCGUUGCAAUUCCAUCGAUUAGUCUAUCCGUUACCGAUUGGUUUGAUGGAUGGGAGAGAAAUUUCCUUGUUCGGCGACGACUCGGAAUCCGAUUCCGAAGAUUUCGUCCCAGAAGCUGCCCCGGUUUUCACGCACGAAACAACUACGAACGCUGUCCCCGGUGCUGCGAGUGAUAACGCAAACGCUAAUACCUUUGCAAACGGUAUCUCAACGGCGCAAGGAGACGUCGACGCGUUGACAACCGCCCUCGAUGUUGCAUCGAGAUCUGCACAGCGUCUUAUCCCGCAGCUCACGCAGUUGAGCGCACGCGUGCGAUCCGGUGACAUUUUUCAAAGCGCUCCGAACGCGUCCUCGUCGCAGGAGAGACGAGAUGAUAAUGCACAAGCCGUCAUAAAUGGCGAAAUUCUCGAACUUGCGAGCCAAAUGCAUGCGAUUGGCGCACUUUGGACGGAAUUGGCGCGCGGCGUAUCAUCGGUCGCCCCUGCGGCCUUACCGGCUUCAGCGUUCGCUCCCUCUUUUUCGCCGGCUAGCGCGAGAAGACAAUCGACGAUUCAAUAUAUGAAUUCGAUCCGAGCGGCGACGGCCGCGGCGACGGGGGCACCGGCGCGUGCUGCGGCACCAGCUGGAAACGAGCGAAGAACUGAGGUUGGCAACGGCGUUUACACGCAAAACGUGAGUGCAUCGCGAAGUUUCCGCUUACCGCGAACGGUAUACUUGGAUCGUUCAAGCGCGUUUGCCACGGUCAUUCCAGCGAUGGUAUCGCCAGCAACUCUCGCGCAAAUGCAUAGAUAUACAAUGCAGGAUCCCGAAUCGGCCCAACCGUCUUCUCCUCCGGCCGAAAGAAACGAUGUUGGUUCUUUUGAUGGCAUUCGCCACCUUGGCUGGGCGCCCCCUCCGCGAAACCUGCCGGAAGGCCAUCAGUCCGCGCCAUCGGCUCUCAUUUCUGCCAACACAGAGAUGAUUCGCAACGAACUUCGCGAGAGAGGCACAGCCGAGUUUGCCGAGAAUUUUGAGAGAGCCCUGAACCAGUUCAUGAGGGAUGGUCAAGUUGUCGGCGCGCCUAGCCCCUCCCCGCCGUCGUCUCGAGCUACUCCUACCGCUCCUCGUCAACCUACGGCGGCGACGGUGGCGAGGAGAACGGCGCAGAGACGAGCGAAUGCGAACCGCGCUGCCACGGCUGCUCCCGACGCUACCAACAGACGCAGAGGCGGCGGAUCUGAUGGUCAAAGAGAAGGAGCAGGCGCCAACGCCGACGCGCCUGCUCCAAAGCGCACGAGAAGAGGAGGAUAA
Messenger RNA from Bathycoccus prasinos, 2628 nucleotides. RefSeq lists its product with no specific name. The transcript has 2 exons. Bases 1 to 2628 code for a protein of 875 amino acids. Lineage: Eukaryota; Viridiplantae; Chlorophyta; Mamiellophyceae; Mamiellales; Bathycoccaceae. Gene Ontology annotation, molecular function: zinc ion binding; protein binding. The record is from RefSeq and is a predicted model, not a curated record.